GGUACGCCAUCAGCGUGGCUCCCGGGCUCGUGCAGAGCACAAGUUCUUAGUAUUUGUGAACAUAUAAAUAAAAAAUGAAAAAUUUUCGACUGUAGUUCCAAUUGAUGAUUCCCUAGAAAAAAAAAAUCUCCGUUGAAUUCAGAUCCCCCGAUCACCCAAAUCUACUGUAAUUUAAUACUUCUUUUACGUGGAAUCAAUUUUGGAAGUAGAAGAAAUGGAUCAAUGGAAAACCAACGGCAAUUCAUCUGAACCCAGACAAAGGGAUGAUGUGAAGGCUGAUGAUGCGAUCUCUCCUAGAAAAGUCCAAAAGGCAGACCGUGAGAGAUUGAGACGAGAUAAGCUAAAUGAGCAAUUUCAGGAGCUAGGAAAUAUAGUAGAUUCAGCUAAGAAUGACAAGGCUUCCAUACUCACUGAUGCAAUCCAAGUGCUCAAGGACUUAACUUCAGAAGUCAGCAAACUAAAGACAGAGCAUACAGUACUUCAUGAAGAAUCACUAGAGCUGACACAGGAGAAGAACGACCUCAGAGAAGAGAAAGCAUCUCUGAAAUCCGAUGUUGAGAAUCUCAAUGCUCAGUAUGAGCAAGCUUUAAGGUUUAUGAUUCCAUGGGGUGCUGUUAAUCCUUCAAUCACCAUGGCACCUCCAUUUUCAUAUCCAGUUGGCCCUCUACCGUUUCCUCCUGGUCCAAUUCCCAUGCAUCCAACAAUUCCACCAUUUCCCAAUCCGAAUCCCAUUUUAUCAUAUAUUCCAUAUCCUACUCCUGUUGUUCCCCUGCUUGACCACCCAACCACCUUAAAUGCAUCAACAUCUUUUAUCUCUAGCCGACAAGAUUCCAUAAGCAGGAUAUCCGAUCAAUACAGAAGUAGCACCAGCCAGAAAGCUGUGAAUUCUAACAAUGUCGUAACAGAUCUGGAACUUAAAAUACCAGGAUCAACAGUUCAGAAGGAGGUAUCGUCAGGAGAGAAGAAUGGAAAGCAACCAAUGAGCGAUGAGAAAAAGCUUUACAAAUGAGAGUUUUUUGAAUGGGUACUCGUCCUCCCACGGUUUCAGGGUAGUUCUUCCAACAGUGCGAGUCUCAGUCAAUGAGGAAAAUGAUAAAGAAAAAUCCCAAAGAUGCAUCCAACUAUGUCGUUAACUCGUCUGUCGGGCAGGAGUUCGACUGCCUUCCAAGAGUAACAGAUUGGUGCAGAAUCACGAGUGUUCUCUGAUUUUUAUUGGGAUCCUACUUCCAUUUAGGCUUCUGGCAGAAAUAGACAUGAAGUUUGUUGAAUUUCCUAAUGUGUAAAUUUUCUGUGAAUUUCUACUCUCAAACGCUCACCUGUUCAUGUUAAUAGAAGUCUGUAUAGUUUUA
This is a messenger RNA of Olea europaea var. sylvestris, 1349 nucleotides long. Its product is annotated as transcription factor bHLH121-like. The transcript has 5 exons. Gene Ontology annotation, molecular function: DNA-binding transcription factor activity; protein dimerization activity. Bases 215 to 1009 code for a protein of 264 amino acids. Gene Ontology annotation, biological process: intracellular iron ion homeostasis. The record is from RefSeq and is a predicted model, not a curated record. Lineage: Eukaryota; Viridiplantae; Streptophyta; Magnoliopsida; Lamiales; Oleaceae.